CAGCAGCAGCAGCAGGAGCAACUGCAGCAGCAGCAGCACGGCAGCAACAUGAGGAGAGAUACAGAGAAGACAACUGGCCGCAGCCAGCCACAACAACAGCACGCUCAGCAACAGCAGCAGCCGCAUCAACAGCAGACUGGUCAGCAACAACGACAAGGAGGAGGCGGAGGAGGAGCAGGAAGAGCGGGAGGAGCAGCAGCAGGUAGCGGGAGUAAUGGGGUACAACGUGUGUCACAUGAACAGCAGCAACAGCAGCAGCCGCAGCAAUCCGGUCAACAGCAGCAGCAGGCACCUGAACGGCAGCACCCUACAGGACGAGGUAGACGUGCGCGCUCCACAGCGACAACAGGAGGAGGGCAGCAGCAGCAGCAUGCACCGCCGUCUAAGAGAGCGAAAUACAGCAGUUCUGCUUUGGAGACUACAGCUGCUACUACAUCGUCAUCAUCAUCUACUGCUGCUUCUUCCUCCGGAGGAACAUCUGGCUCGAAUCCUGCUGCUGCUGGUGGUGGUGCUGCUGGUGGUGGUGCUGCUGCGUCUUCUUCGGGUCUUCCCCGCCUAUCACUUCCUGCUGCGCCUGCUGCUGCUGCUGCUGCUCUUUCUUCCGAUCCGACUGCAUAUAGCGGGACAGCAGCAGCACCAGCAGGACUACCUACAGCAACAAGAGAAACAACUACUACUAGUACUGCUACAAAUGCUACCAGUAGUACUGGUGCUUCUGCAUCGAAGUCCCGUGGUUCCACAGCUGCCAGUGCUGCUGCUCCUAGUUUUAGUACUACAGCUGCCCCUUCUUCGUUGCGUGGCAACUCUACCGGGGCUGCUACUGCUUCUCCUACGCCUUCUUCUUCCUCUUCUUUACUUGCAGCUGAUGGUGUUCCUCCCUCUGCUGCAGCUGCAUCCCCUCUUUCUUCAUCAUCCUCUCCUCUGGCUGCCGCACGAGCCCCUGGGCUUCACCAGGGCAGCAGCGGUACGAGUUUGCCAUCAACUGGAACAAGUGGAACA
This is a messenger RNA of Rangifer tarandus platyrhynchus (Svalbard reindeer), 999 nucleotides long. The record is from the annotation of a GenBank genome assembly. NCBI's taxonomy places the organism in Eukaryota, Metazoa, Chordata, Mammalia, Artiodactyla, Cervidae.